This is a messenger RNA of Teleopsis dalmanni, 334 nucleotides long. Its product is annotated as chymotrypsin inhibitor-like. The record is from RefSeq and is a predicted model, not a curated record. Bases 43 to 282 code for a protein of 79 amino acids. The transcript has 2 exons. Lineage: Eukaryota; Metazoa; Arthropoda; Insecta; Diptera; Diopsidae.
UUGAAUUUUGUAGAGUGGAGUCUCAUAAGUUUUAAUUCAAAAAUGUUGUACGGAAAAUUUUCUUUUGUGAUCCUUUUGCUUGGUGCCUUUUUGGCAGUUAAUGCACAAAAUGAAGAAUGUGGUCCAAAUGAAGAAUACACAUGGUGUGGAUCAGCUUGUCCAGAAACUUGCAACAGUGACCCAAUGCGUAUGUGUACCAUGCAGUGUGUCAUCGGAUGUGUUUGUAAAGAUGGCUUUGUAAAGGGAAACGAUGGAAAGUGCAUACCAAAAUCGAGUUGUUAGGUAUCAGCUGGAUACUAACUUAACGUCUACACUGGCUAAACUUUUUUAAGCA